This is a messenger RNA of Magnolia sinica, 1646 nucleotides long. RefSeq lists its product as uncharacterized. The transcript has 4 exons. The coding region runs from base 124 to 1437 and encodes 437 amino acids. The record is from RefSeq and is a predicted model, not a curated record. Lineage: Eukaryota; Viridiplantae; Streptophyta; Magnoliopsida; Magnoliales; Magnoliaceae.
ACUCUAACAAUCACAAUACUCACACCUAUUCAUCAUCUCUCUCUCGGCACUCUCUCUCUCUGACGCAGACUCGUAGAGCUGCCCGUCUCUCACUCCAUUCCAUUUCUCGUUUCUCUUUCUUCCAUGAUGCCGGAAAGCGUGCUUUCUUCUCGAAGAAGUCCACCAUCUCCCAAAGAAGGAGACGAAGACGACGAAUCCAAGACAAGGAAAACCUCAUCAUUCUCUUCCUUUCCCAUCAUCAAGUACGUGAGCAACCACAUCCCUAAAAUGGGCUCGACGGCCACGAUCCUCUCCCUCUUUCUCCUCCUCCUCCUGCUCAUCUUCGCAUCUGUCCUCUUCAAAUCUCGCAAUCUCGUCUGCAUUUCCCCUUACGAUUCAUACCACUCCCGCAUGAAUCCCUUCGUCAACCUCGACGGCCUCAGUUCUGAUUUCGGAUCCCUCGGCGUCCCUUGGUGCAGAUCGAAACUCGGAAGAGUGGUCGAAUGGACAUCGAAGGAUCUUCUCAAGGGCUUGGAAGAGUUCGUCCCCAUAUAUGAAACCCGGCCGAUAAAAAACAACAUGUUUGGGAUGGGCUUUGACCACAGCUUUGGGCUCUGGUUCAUUGCCCAUUGGCUCAAACCUGAUUUGAUGAUUGAGAGUGGUGCUUUCAAGGGGCAUUCCACUUGGGUUCUCCGGCAAGCGAUGCCAGAUACGCCGAUUGUGUCCCUCUCACCUAGGCACCCUGUGAAGUACCUGAAGAAGGGGCCUGCUUAUGUUGAUGGAAAUUGCACUUACUAUGCUGGAAAGGAUUUUGUUGACUUCGGAAGCAUGGACUGGAGACCUGUGAUGAAGAAACAUGGUAUUUCAGAUCUCAGUCGGGUGCUUGUCUUCUUCGAUGAUCAUCAAAACGAGCUAAAAAGAUUGAAACAGGCGUUGAAAGCUGGCUUCCGGAAUCUUGUCUUUGAGGAUAACUAUGAUACUGGAACUGGAGAUCAUUAUUCCUUGAGGCAGAUAUGUGAUCAGAACUACAUAAGAGGUGGUGGACAUAGUUGCUUUAGAGAUGGUGAUGAAGCCAGGAUAAGGAUGAUGAGGAGUAAGUUCUGGGAAAAGGCAGUGGACGUAGACGAGCUAUGUGGGAAGGGGGAUGCAUGGUGGGGCGUUAGAGGGGAGAUGCGGGAUGAUUUUAACCACAGUAACAAGGUGAUUUCUUAUGCGGAUCAUUUUCAAAACAGUAGGUUUGUGGAGUCGGUGCUAGAUGUCUAUUGGGAGCUCCCCCCGGUGGCUGGUCCUUCCCUUACUCAUCAAAUGAGAUAUGAUCCUGCCCGCACUCCUGAUCCCAUUGUCGAAGAUGGAAGGUAUGGCUUGUUCCAGAGGCUCGGUUUAGCGCGGCUUGAGACUUCUGUAUUCAAUGGAUACACGCAGAUGGUUUAUCUUCAAAUAUCUCCACCUGGCUCUUAAAUCCAUAGGAAAAAAAUAUAUAUCAUUCAAAGGGGUUUUGCUCAGUUUCCCAGUGCAUGGAAGUGAGGUCUGGUGAGCUUGAGUAUCUUCAAAUGUCUUCUGUUCAUACGUGGAAUGUUCUUUUACUUCAUACAUGUUUUUAAUGUUUAUUGCAACGGUUAACAAUUUCAGAACCAUUAAUGGGGCAACAUAUGCUUGAGUUGACAAUG